GUGUAAUGGUAGGGUGCGCUGUGCCCUAUCUUUGCUGAGUGACGUGUAAACCUCAAUUUGACUCAUAAUUCUGUACACCUCAACCGUAAAGUGUGCUAGCUGUGCGCGCUGUACGAGAGAAGCAAUAAAUAGCGUUCGGUGACCGCUGACACAGCAGAUAACCGUAAAGCCUCGCCAGAGAAAGGAGUUCAUAUCUACCUAAGAGAAUUAAAUAGAUCUUAAAGCGCUGUUGCCUACGACGGCUUUGUCCAGAUUGUGAAAGUGCAUUUGCACCGGGUGUAGUGUGUAUCUUUGAAGAUAUAUCUAUCAUCUUUUUGUGAUUAGCAGUGACUAGUAAUUAGCCUUCAUGACGGGGGAAACGGACCGAUUCGACGAUCCCCAGGCCGCGGAAACUCCCCGCCGAGCCAGGACGCCAUCCGAGCCGCUCAUCACGGCUAAACUCUACGGGGAAGAACCACACCUGUGUGCUGACUCUCCGGAGAGCCGCUGGACCAUGGAGGACCUGACAUUCAGCGAAGAGCUUUACCAAGCCAAAGGGACGACAGACGAGCCAAAGCACUACCAGAAAAACACCACACAUCGAAACACCAACCACCACCUCCAUCACCACCACCACCAUCACAACAACAGCAACCAGUUACAUCCUAACCGCAACUACAAUAACCAGUAUUCAGACCCUUUCGAUUACAAGAACACAAGUCACAGCGAGUUUAAGAAGUUCAUGAACAACAACAAUGAUGAUAUGGACCUUAAUUACCUUAGGCCACCGAGUCCAUUGAGGCACCACAGAACUCGGAGCACCAGCUUGCCUUUUCUUACCCUUGCGGACUUACCAGCUCUUCAGAAGCAGAGGCCACUCAGAGUGGUCGUUCUGGGAGACUCAGGUGUAGGAAAGUCGUCAUUAGCAGUACAGUUUGUCGCCUCUCUCGGUGAAUACAAUGACUACGAAUCAGUGCUAUCAGAAAACCCUGAUGAGGUGUACGAGAAAACGAUGCAAAUUGACGGCCAAGAAAUCACGGUGCAGAUUGUCGACACACCACCCUACGGCCAGGCUGAAUUCGAGGAGAGAGAAGAUGAACUCUUGCAAGGUGGUGACGCCUACAUCCUGGUCUACUCCAUCACUAACAGACGAAGCUUCAAAAAGGCCAACGAGCUCAGAUUCAAACUCCAGAGGACACAAGCAACAGAGAUGGUACCCAUCAUCCUGGUCGGUAACAAGACAGACCUGGAGAGAUCGAGAGAAGUCCCUUUCGAAGAGGGCAAACACUUUGCAGCACUAUUCGACUGCAAACUUAUCGAGACUUCGGCAUCUCUUUCUCACAACGUCGACAAGCUUUUUAACGGCGUCGUCCAGCAAAUCCGACUCCGACGCGAUAGACGUCACUCCGAGGAAGAGAUGGAGACCGGUAGUGGGGGCAGUGUGGAAUCCCUCAAGGGAUCGCCGACGCGCGGCGAGCGACAACGAUCGCCGUCGAAGAAAAGCAGAAGACCGUCCAUGCUGAAGAGAGCGCGCGGCGCCAUUGGUAGACUGCUACGGCGGAAGAGCGGUGAUGAGCCUACCCCAGGGUACCGUGCUAGGUCCAAGUCUUGUCACGUGAUGGAAGUGCUUUAACCGGCGCCACGCUUCUUCACACGUGAACACACAAACUGACAUUUGUCUUCGUGAGGACUACUAUCAUGAACAAUCACACGCACUCACAUAAUGUGUUCUAAGAUCAUACACCAUCUUUCGAGAGACAGCGAUUUUGGAAGAAAGAACUUUGAGUAUUUGAUUACCUAUGGCUCUACGAGGAAAAUGCUAAUUGAUCUGAAUGAUUUUUUUUUUACCAAAGAGAUUCGUUUCGAGGAAAGAGGUUUAAUGAGUUUUCUAUUACUUGACUUUUAGAAAAAAAAUGAUGGAUAAUCCGAGUGUAUAGUCUUGACCGAUAAAUAUAUAAUGGGUGUAAAAAAAGAAGACGUUUUUAAUCACAUGAAAAUGAUUACCAAUGUGGCUAUGGAGCAUCCGACUCAAAAUUGUAAUCAUUCAUCACCAUUCCAAAGACGCUUUCUUAUAUAACCACAUUAUUCUUCACAGUUAUUUGGUAUUAAUAUUACUAAUAUUGUAUAAUAAUACUACGAUGUUUGCUGUAUGGCAUCCUAUCUCACCUCUUUGGUUUGUAAAAUUUGAAGAUAAUCAAAACAGUCCAUCACUUAUAAACAUACUGUUACAAACGUUACGUCCGAACAAACUGGCACAAAAAUAAUUGUGUUCGAAUUUUAUAUUCUUUGUCAAACACAGCACUAUAUGCCACUUUCACGGAUGAUAAAUAUACUACAAGGAUAAAACUUACUGUUAAGGUAUUAACCUACGAACAGAAAACAUGCACUAUUAUUAAAUAACCUACAAAUGAAAACGGAGUAGAGGCUGGCAAAUACGCUAAUAUUCUAUUUUGAUUGAGUAUUACAUCGAUAUUUGUGCCCCAGUACUGUGGUAAAAAUAUUGUUAAGGUUAAAGCAAAAGUAAGUCGUAAUGGGUCACGGAUAUGAAAAUCAAUACCAUGAUAACCGUAGAAAACACCAAUCAGUCUGACCCGGUUCGCUUGAUAACACAAUUUGUAAUCACUAAUUGUUCUCUCUGGUUGUUUUUUUCUUUCUUUCCAAAAAAGGGUCAUUAUUUUGACAAAUCUUAUUUGCUUGAAUGGGGCUCGUUUCUGGUUCAAUCAAUACCAUUGUUAUUUUCUCACGCAACCGUUACGGGAGCGUACAGAUUCCUCCAAAAUACAAAUAUGUCCCAACGCCAUUUAUCGAACUAAUAAUAGUUUAUAGCCUACAUUCGCAGUUUAUAAAUACAUACAGCAAGGCUAGAGAGAUGAAAAACUGGUUAUCGCAGUACGUUUGGGUCAAGUGAGGUAAAGUAAAGUAAAAGAUCAGGGAAGGAAGCAUGAUGGUUUGAACAAAGAUUCUGCUGAUGGAGCUGAAUAUCCGGAUGGCUACGGGCUGAACAGUAUGAAUAAUUAAUGGUUCAUUUGCACAUAAUCAAUACUAUUAUUGUCAUUGUAUACCCCUCCAUGGGGCCACUGAGCUUUAUAAGCUUGUGAUGUUUGCGCUGAAACUUUUGAGGUAAUCUUGAUAUACAUAUUCCAAAUGGUAUUAUCAUUACUAUUAUUUGCAUUUUCACUUUUGCAUCUGUGUACAUUUUUGGUCUUGAGACAUGCGCUUUGAGAGUUUCUUUUCGUGAUUUCAAAUAACUUUCACAAGUCCUAUUUGUUGUAUCUCCACCACCGCUGUAUUCAACCAGACAUGUUUAUUAACGACGUUCGUCUAGUAAAUGACUGGAUUCGUGUAACCAUAUAUAUAUUUUCAUUCAUUUUAUGCAGGACUAUCAAAGGUUACUGUUUUUGUUUAAUCUUCCAAUUAACGGUUCUUUGAUUAACACUCUCAAUGAAUGCAUUAUAGUUGAAUUUGCAACACAGUCACUAAGGUUUAGUAACGUCACACGCUCAAACUAAAAUAUUUUUUGUCUUGUUGCUAUUUGUUCAAUAUCGUGGUUUUUUAAGUCACCUAAUAUAACGUAUCCUUUUUCAAUCUUAGAAUAAUACGUCAAGAAAUUAUAAAGCUAAUUAGCCAUGAAUGAACAAUUGUAUUGGAAAUACAUUGAAACACAUUUAUGGAGUUAAACAGUAUGAUAUAGUACAUCAUUCUUAUAUACGUCACUCUUACUUUCUUCACAACCUCAAAUGAAGUCUUCACUCUAAUACGUAUGUUCUUCGUGUGUUUCUAUGUAUAUGAAGAUAUUUUUUGUACUUUGAUUCUUAAGUAAAUUGGUGUCAAAUAUUUUAUAUCAAUGUCGACAUAUGUCACCAUGUAACACCAAAACAAUGUGAUCUAUCGUUGGAGUGAUGUAAAAUUGGAAGGUAAACGGCGAUUUUGUAGAGGAAUAAGAAAUGGUUGAGAGUUUGUACAAAUGUAUGAUAAGAGAAAUAAAUGGUUUCAUACGAGAAUUUUGAAAAGUUA
Strongylocentrotus purpuratus (purple sea urchin) is the source of this 3993-nucleotide messenger RNA. Its product is annotated as GTP-binding protein REM 1. NCBI's taxonomy places the organism in Eukaryota, Metazoa, Echinodermata, Echinoidea, Camarodonta, Strongylocentrotidae. The transcript has 4 exons. Gene Ontology annotation, molecular function: calcium channel regulator activity; GTP binding; GTPase activity. The record is from RefSeq and is a predicted model, not a curated record. Gene Ontology annotation, cellular component: plasma membrane. Bases 347 to 1612 code for a protein of 421 amino acids.